AAAUAAAAAAGUAGUCCAAAAGCAUUAUAUAACCUAAAAAAUAUGUGAAUAUCUUUAAAAUGUUUAAAAACGUACUGGAUAGUGGGUUGUCCAGAAUUUUAACUAUAAAAACAGCAAAAUGCACUGCACACUCCUUUAAAACAGUGGAGACAGUGAAUAAUAAACCCAUAAAACCAAGAUUAGUAUUAGCCGCAAAAAAAUUGGAGACAUUAUUGGAUAUUAGAAGACUUCAUGCCCUUGAUAUAGUAAGCAAUAACAAGAAAUUAGCGUCAAUGGAUCCCGUAAAGUUAGAAAAGAAUUACAAUGCUAUUAUCAGGGAAAAUAUCUCAAACAAGGACAUACUUAAAAACCCAGAAAUUUUAUCUGAAUCCAAGUUAACAUUAACACAUAAAUUAAAUUUACUGAGGCAGUUACCUUAUGAAGUUGGUGUUACUUUGCCAUUGCUUAGCAUAAGUGUUAAUGAGUUGGUGUUUUUAAUCAAUGAUGAUAUAACAAAUAGUAGGAUCAAAGUAAUUGGCGAUCUUCUGGAUUGUUCAGACUAUGAGACAUGUAAAUUGAUUGCAAAAAGAAAAUUUUUGGCAUCCUUAAAUCUUGAACAAAUAAAAAAUAACAUUGAUGCGUUAUUGGGGUAUAGAAUUGAUACAGACCACAUAAAAAAGGAUCUUUGGGUUUUAAAAUAUAAUAUUGAAACAAUUAGAAAUCGUUUGGAAUUGGCAAAGUUGCAUAAAAUUGAUACUAUUAAGACUUGGAUGGUCAGAUCUAAACUUUCUAUAUUUGAUGCGUAUAUUAAAAGAAGAGUUGAUAAUAAGUCAGUACUGGGUGAAUUUUCUCUGGCUCAGUACUUAUCAAAAAGAUUAAAUUGUACUGAACCAAUGGCUCAAUAUUUAAUUCAAAAACAUCCAGCUCUGGAGAGUAAAAGUCUGAUAAAAAUGGAAGAAAUAAUAAACUUCUUGUACAACCAAGGUUUUAAACCAAAACACAUAAGAAACUGUCCCAAAAUUCUUCUACACAGUGUCGAAACAACAAAAAAUCGCCUUAAACAAUUAGAAGCACAAGGAAUGUUUCUUGAAUCUUUAUCAGUCCUCACAAAAAGUCAAAAACAAUAUUUAACUUUUUAUGAUGGCCUUGUUAAGCAAAAUAAAAUGAAGAGUUAACAAUA
Brassicogethes aeneus is the source of this 1159-nucleotide messenger RNA. NCBI's taxonomy places the organism in Eukaryota, Metazoa, Arthropoda, Insecta, Coleoptera, Nitidulidae. The record is from the annotation of a GenBank genome assembly.